AUGUUUACCACACACAUAAGACACAUACGAUCCUCUAACAUACUAAAAAGAUCACUCAAUACCUCAAAGGUUUGGCAAAAUGCAUCAGAGGUGAAAACAGCCCCAGUGGUGUCUUCAUGUAAAGCAGGAACACCAUUAAACUUGAAAAUUUUCAAAAAAGGUGAUGAACCAGUAGCAAAAGAGGAUUCAGAGUAUCCAGAAUGGCUUUGGACCAUGAUUGACCCCAAGGUCAAUUUGGAAAAUAUCAAAAAUGAAAACUUCCUUAGAUGGAGAAGAAUUAAAUUGCAAAAGGAAAACAACAAUAUUAUAAGGAAUAACAACUUUUUGUCAAAGAUAUAA
This is a messenger RNA of Lodderomyces margitis, 339 nucleotides long. It is a transcript of the gene MRPL37, whose product is annotated as mitochondrial 54S ribosomal protein mL54. Gene Ontology annotation, cellular component: mitochondrial large ribosomal subunit. Gene Ontology annotation, molecular function: structural constituent of ribosome. Lineage: Eukaryota; Fungi; Ascomycota; Pichiomycetes; Serinales; Debaryomycetaceae. The record is from RefSeq and is a predicted model, not a curated record. The coding region runs from base 1 to 339 and encodes 112 amino acids. The transcript has a single exon.